Molecule: messenger RNA, 2298 nt
Organism: Pestalotiopsis fici W106-1
Lineage: Eukaryota; Fungi; Ascomycota; Sordariomycetes; Amphisphaeriales; Sporocadaceae
Exons: 1
Coding region: 1-2298 (765 amino acids)
Source: RefSeq, a predicted model, not a curated record
AUGAUUCUUGCCCACAACCACAACGACAAUAAUCACAACUAUCCACGAGCCGCCGGUCUCAUUGUCCUCAACGAGGGUAUCGGCUCACACAACGACAACAGCAAUAACAACAACAUUUACUAUAACCCUUACAGCAUAGAGGCGUCGGCACUCGCAUCGUACAAUAGGUACAAUACCAACAACAACAACAACAACAACAACAACAGCAGUAGCAGCAGCAGCAGCACUCCUCGUUUGCAAUCUGCGACGAGCUUCGGCGCCCCAUUAAGAUCGAAUACGCUCUUCCCACCUGCAAACCUAUUUACCACGAACACCAACAACACAGCCGUCCAAGGCCUCAAUCAAGUACCAGACCUGAUGCCGUCCACCGCCGAGGCCUCGUCGUGGUACGACAGCCAUUACACCCCAAGAGGUGCUCGUCUAGGACACAACCGCGAGUCGUCACUGUCGUCUCUGAACUCAAACGGUCCCGCGUCGCCGUACAAUGCCUCGACGUCGAAUCCACAUAUUGCCAUUACCGACUCGAGUGAUGCAUUCCACGACCUCGGCACAGGCGAGAGCAACUACUCGUAUUCACUAGGCAAGCCCAUGGGCUCAGAAAAUUACUAUACCAGCGUCCAGGGAAUGGGCUCGCAGACUCAAAAUCUGCCAGACAUGUUGUCAUUCUCAGCAGACAGUCUUCCGACGACAGCAAUGUCAUCGCAGCAGCCUAGUUCCACCCAAAAGAGGUUCGAGCGAGGUCUAGCACCUUCUGCAGAUGUGUCACACCCUGCCUCGGUGGCGAGCAGCACCGUGGGUGGUGACUCACAGCCUGCCACGCCGUCCUUCCACGAGCCCAUCGAGGACGAAACGAGGAGACGAAAAAAUGGUGAGCCUUCUUCAAGCAUACAUGAUCACAUAGUCCAAGAAUUACUCGACUCUCUAGCCGCUCAUGGUGAUGGCCAAGCAGAGAUCGUCUCCGAAGAGAUCGCGUUACAAGAACAGUUGAGCUCAUAUUACGAUACAGGAUGUGCCAACCCUCCCAAGCUUGAUCGCACCAUGACAGAUGUCUACGGCGACGAGCUGUACAGCCCGCACUUUGCCAUUACCGCGGCUUCGCCACAGCCGCAAGCGCAGCUAGCCAUGUCGCCAAACAAUGGUGUCUUUGCCGAACGUCUUGCACUUGCCAACAACCAGCACUUGAGCGCAGCGCAGUCACCAGUAUCGAGCUCAUCACGCACCGACUCGCCUUUUCGUCACGGCUCUCCGCUGGCACCGUCACACAACGACUUCUCAUCGCAGUCGUCGGCGCCGCAGAUUAGACUAAACUCGGCGCAGCAGAUGCGAGAGAAACAAAAGCAAGAUCGAGACGCUAAAGCCCUGAGGGAGCAAUUAGCACGCAGUGCCAACCGGCAGCAGCAGGGCACACCCAGUACUAUUUCUCCAAAGGACGCCAUGUUGGACUUCGCUGAAAUCGACGAGGCAUCCAACUUUCCUCUAUUUCCUCCGCAGGAGACGAACAACUUUGACCUGAACCAGUUGAGCAAGGUGGUUCCUCAACAACAACAACAACAACAACAAACACAUCAACAGCCACCUUCCCAACAAAUGCAGCCGCAGCAGCAGCAGCAGCAACAGCAGCCGCAAUCCCGGAUGCAUCAGCCCCAGGUACAGCAGCGUACACCACUGCAGACGGCAUUUGACUUUAGCAUGCCGACAAAUCUGCAGAUGCCACAACAGUAUCCCUUCAUUUCACGGCCCCGCCAACAGCAACAGCAGGCUAUUACUCCAUCGGUGUCUAGCUUUUCCCGAAUGAGCUCUUCCGACACGAAUGGCUCUACUAGCAAUGAUGGCACAGUAUCGAGGCCAGCGAGGACAAUGGCCGAUGGUGGAACAUACACGUGUACCUACCAUGGUUGCACCCUACGUUUCGAGACACCACAGCUCCUGCAGAAGCACAAGCGCGAGGGCCACCGCCAAGCCAAUGCUCUAACGGCAGCUACACGUCCCCAAGUUGCUCCAUCGCCGGGUGUGCCAGACUCGCUGUUGGGCAGCCAGGCGGGCCCUCACAGGUGUGACCGUAUCAACCCGAGCACGGGCAAGCCGUGUAACACCGUCUUUUCACGGCCAUACGAUCUGACCCGCCACGAGGAUACAAUCCACAACAACCGCAAGAAGAAGGUGCGCUGUGAUCUUUGCACCGAGGAGAAGACCUUCAGCCGGGCCGACGCUCUCACCAGACACUAUCGUGUGUGUCACCCAGAGGUUGAACUACCCGGCAAGCACCGCAAACGAGGAGUUCCCUCGGAUGCAAUCUAG